Annulohypoxylon truncatum is the source of this 4245-nucleotide messenger RNA. RefSeq lists its product as uncharacterized. The record is from RefSeq and is a predicted model, not a curated record. Lineage: Eukaryota; Fungi; Ascomycota; Sordariomycetes; Xylariales; Hypoxylaceae. The transcript has 2 exons. Bases 294 to 4205 code for a protein of 1303 amino acids.
GCUAGGUAUUCCCUACUCAUGACGUUCACAGCCGUUUAUCGAAAGUAGACAGCCGCAGUCAUGACGUCGAACAGGAUGUGUGAAGGGUCUUCCAAAAAGAAGCUGGGAAAGUGAAAGGAUCACAUCGCACCCGAGCGAUUGGGAUGAGGUAGGUGAUUCUCCAACCCUGUGACGUAAGUACUGGCCUUAAAGGCAAAGGCCAAUAUUUCUUCUUGUUUUCUCGUCAUGAUCAUGUCCUCAUAAAAGAUCCAAUUCGUCGUUUCGUGUACUGUGGAUUUAGAGAUCAACACUUUAUGACUAUUCCCCAUAACUAUACCCAACCACAACCACAGCAGACACAUCAAGAACAAUACGGUCCAGUAGAGAUAACUGUCACGACACGAAGAAUCACUACAAGUGAAGAUCCAGUAGAAUUCAUCCACCCAGCCGCCAUGUCUAGACUCGGAGAGGCUGUCGGCGGGCUAAGCAGUCCGCUUGGCAAAGCUACGGAGAACGUUCCCGGCGGAGGGAAAGACGACCACCCACAAGAAGCCGCGUCACAAGCUUCGGUACCCCGUUCCGUCCCAGACACUUCUGAUGGAAACGAGGGUGAAGGCGAGAUGGUCCCGGCAGCGGGACGCAUCAACGACAAAGGAGAAGUGAUUGAUGAUGAAGGGACCCCCAUCGGUAGGGUGACUCAUGCCGAGGUGAAAAACCUUUCCGGCCUCAUCGUCACAACAGAGGGUGACAUACUAGACGAAGACGGAGGCGUGGUCGGCAAGGCUGAACCCCUCGAGGAUGUCGCGUCAGAAUUCAACUACACGACAAAGACUGGCAAGGACACCGCUACACAAGGAGGACAAGAAGGACAAGAACAAGAAGGAAAAGAAGGACAAGAAGGUGAACAGCCACAGCGCGGCGGUGGAAGUAGAUUUGGUGGUGCGCUCUCUGGAAUCUCAGGGACCGCGCAAUCAGCCCUCGGGGGCGUCACGGGUGGACUUGGCCAGACUGCCAAGAGCGCUACCGGGGCUGCUGGUGAUACGGCCAAAGGUGUCACAGACACUGCCGGUGAAGCGACCGGAACUAAAGAUGCUACGGGUGAGGCCGGGGAUGCGGCUCAAGGCAUUACGGAAGCGGCCGGCGACACCGCCGAAGGUGCAACGGGAGCCGUAGAUGAUGCUGCGCAAGGUGCGACAGGAGCUGCCGAGGGGACCGCAAAGAACGUCGACGUACCAGAGACUUCCGACGUUGGUGGCGAUGCUGCUGACGUUGCUGAGAAGGCAGCUGAAGGCGACGUUCCGGGCGAGCAAGAGCUUGAAGAGGGAGGAGCUCCGAUUGAACUUAAAGACGAAGAACCCGAACUUGGCUCCAAGGUUGGCGAUCUUACCAAAGAAGGUCUUGCCCCAAUUGACAUCCCUUCGUUAUCUCCUUCCGUCGCGAAUAAGGUCGUGGCGCUAUUCGAAGGUCCCUUUACUAUCGCAGAUGGUGGCAAGGUCACCGACAAGCAAGGCAAAGUCAUCGGCAAGUUGGCCAACGGCUCAGAUAUUCAGGACCUAGUGGGCAGAGAUGUCAAGGAGAUCGAUAGCCAAGGAAACUUAGUAGCCGACAGCGGUACCAUCGUCGGCAAAGUCGAUAUCGCGCCAGAGGGCUCAAUCGCUCAACGCAUCAAGGAAGAGGUUCCCGAAGCCGCAGACCGCCUCAAUGCCAUCGAGCAACAAGCCGAACAAGCCGAAAAAGCUGCGCCAAUCCAAAUCCCCUCAUUUGCCCCAUCCGUAGCCGAUAAGGUUAUCGCAAUGUUCGAAGGUCCUUUCAACAUUGCCGAGGAUGGUCAGGUCACAGACCAGAAGGGCAAAGUUCUUGGCAAGCUCGCGGAAGGCCAGGAGUAUGAGCAUCUGGUCGGCAAGGACAUCAAGGGUAUCGAUGGUCAAGGUAACUUGCUCGGCGACAACGAGACCGCCCUUGGCAAAGUCGAUUUGAUUCCCGAAGGCACGAUAAUCGAGCGGAUAAAGGAAGAAGUGCCAGACGCUGCGCCCAGACUCGAUGCCCUCGAUGCUGCUAAGCAGCAAGCCGAAGAACAAGCCGAAGAGCAAACUAAGUUACCUGACAUUUCCACUCUUGAGGGCAAAAAGAUCAACAAGGCCGGCAAUGUUGUCGACGACAACGGUAAUCCUAUUGGAAAGGUGAAGAGCGGUGACAUCAAAAAGAUGAUCGGUAAGGCUCCCGAUAAGAACGGAAAAGUAUGGGAUACACAAGGAAAUGUUAUCGGCGAAGUCGAAGUUCUCCCCGAAGCAGUUCAGAAUGUGGCUGCGCCGUUCGAAGAUUUCCCGGAUGCUACCGUGGAUAAAUUUGGCAAGGUCAUCUACGACGGCCGCCAAGUUGGUGUUGUAUCUGGUGAUGAUUUCCAGAAGUUGAUCGGGAAGAAGGUAGAUGCUGACGGCGACAUCAUCGACAAGAAUGGCAACGUUAUCGGGCAUGCUGAGCGCGCUGAAGCCGAGGAGCCCGAGGAACCAGAGCAGGAAGAAGUCGACUACUCUAUGCUCCGCGACAAGAAAAUCAACAAACUCGGCAACGUCGUGGAUGAUAAGGGCCAAAUUUGGGGCCAUGUUGUCCAAGGCGUUCUGAAGAACCUCGUUGGCAAAAAGGUUGGUGACAAAGGAGAGAUAUUUAACGACGCCGGCCAGGUCAUCGGCAAGGCCGAGCCUCUCCCAGAUAGCGAACGCGCAGAAGUUAAAGAGCCCGCACCAUUCGAGGAUUUCCCCGAUGCCAUCGUGGGCGACCAAGGAAAGGUUAUGUCCGGUGAUGAGCAAAUCGGUAUCUUGGUAGAGGGUGAUCCCAAGAAGCUGAAAGGGAAGUCCGUCGAUGCCGAUGGUGACAUCCUGGAUAAGGCAGGAAAUCAGUUGGGCCGUGCGGAGCGGUGGGAAGAGGAAGAACCUGAACCUGAGCCAGAAAUCGACAUGUCGGCUCUUGCUGGCAAACGCAUCAACAAAGCUGGUAAUGCCGUUGACUCGCACGGCGACAUCUAUGGCCGCGUGGUUGAGGGUGAUCUCAAACGCCUCAUCGGCAAGAUGUGCGAUAAGAACGGCUUCAUCCGCAACGAAGGUGGUGAUAUUAUCGGAAAAUGCGAGCUUAUCCCCGAAGCUGAGCGUGAGGGCAUGAAAGAAGGCCCCUUCACUGAGCUCCCUGGUUGCACUGUCAACAAGGAGGGUAAAGUCGUGACACCUGGCGGCGACGUUGUCGGACGACUUGUUUCUGGUGACCCUAAGAUUCUGUUCGGUCGCGCUGUCGACGACGACGGUGAUAUCUGUGACAAGAAUGGAAACGUGCUGGGUCAUGCUGAACGCUGGGAGGAAGAGCCAGAGCCUAAAGACAUCAACCCCAUGUCUGGCCGUAAGGUCAACCGUGAGGGUAAUGUUGUUGACGAGAACGGCGACCUCAUGGGUAAACUUACAUCAGGUAUCUUGAGCGAGUGUGCUGGCAAGAAGAUUGACGACGAUGGUGAUGUGGUCGAUGGCAAAGGCAGCGUCCUGGGUCAUUGCUCGCUGCUUGAAGAGAUACCUCAGACGCCCGAGCCCGAGGAGAGUGAAGAGGAGAAAGAAGCUCGUCGGCAGCUUGAACAAGACAAGAAGAUUGCGGGGCAGAUCUCAUUCUGCAUUGAACAGUCUCUCGAUAAGAUUAAGCCUAUUUGCAAGAUGAUUACUGAUAGAAUCGACUCCGAAGAGCGCAAGCCAGAAGAUGAGCGUGAUGAGGAAGAGCUUGUCAAGCAAGUCCGCCCUCUCAUUGAAGAAGGCGGCAAGAUCCUAACCGAGGCCAACGGCGUCAUCCGGGGUCUCGACCCUGACGGCCGCAUCUCAGCCAACGCCAAGCACAAGACAGCGGCGCGAGAGGCAACGCCUGAGGAAUACCGUCUCGCGGAUCUACUGAAAGAACUCACCGGCACGGUAACCGAGACUAUUGAGAAUGCUAAGCGCAAACUUGAGAACCUACCUCAUGCUAAGAAGGGUAUCAACCCACUGUGGGGUCUCCUAUCCGAGCCUCUAUUCCAAAUUGUCGCCGCCGUCGGUCUCCUACUCAGCGGAGUCUUAGGCCUCGUCGGAAAACUUCUUAACGGACUUGGCUUAGGCGGCUUAGUUAACAACUUAUUGGGUGGUCUUGGGCUGACGAAAGUCCUGGAUGGCCUCGGGUUGGGCCAGAUCUUGUCUCCUAUUACUGGGCAGAAGAAGAAAUGAUCUAAUGUGGAUUCUGAGGAAGCUUGAGAUCUUAUCUGCA